Messenger RNA from Olea europaea var. sylvestris, 1864 nucleotides. Its product is annotated as ankyrin repeat-containing protein At5g02620-like. The coding region runs from base 123 to 1814 and encodes 563 amino acids. Gene Ontology annotation, molecular function: protein phosphatase regulator activity; protein phosphatase 1 binding. NCBI's taxonomy places the organism in Eukaryota, Viridiplantae, Streptophyta, Magnoliopsida, Lamiales, Oleaceae. The transcript has 3 exons. The record is from RefSeq and is a predicted model, not a curated record. Gene Ontology annotation, cellular component: plasma membrane.
AUCUUAGUAAUUCUGCAAGACUGUCUAUAAAUGCACUAAGCUCACUUGCAAUCCUGCACAUAACGAAUUUUGUUUUUGUAAGUCUUUGCAUUCGUGUGCUAUCAAACGAGAGAACAAUCUUAAUGGAUCCUAGUUUGUAUGAAGCUGUACAAGAGGGCAAUCUUAAUGCCAUUAGAGAAAAGAAGGAACUUGUCAGCACCAAUCAGUUGACACCAAACAAGAAUACUGUACUUCACGUUGCUGCCCAGUUUGACAACUCCAUGGAAUUCGCAUUAGAAAUCCUUAAGAUAGAUGGAUCCUUACUCUGUGAAGUGAACUCAGAUGGUGAGACCGCGCUCCACGUUGCAGCAAGAAAUGGCAACAAAGAUGUUGGGGAGCAGAUGAUGAGAUUUGCAAAGUCGUUAGAUGAAGAUCCUGAAGCCGGAGGCAGAGGUGGAGCGCUCAAAAAGCUGCUAUCAUGCAGAAAUAGAAAUGGAGACACUGCACUGCAUGAGGCUAUAAGGAAUAAUCGUCCAUCUAUGGUCGAUUUGAUGACAAAAGAAGACCCUGACAUUGCAAAUAUAGCGAAUAAUGAACUGGAAACUCCAUUGUUUCUUGCCGUUGAUAUCGUUCAAGGUUAUGAAAACUGGAUAAUGUCUGUGAAUUACAUAUUGGAAAAUUGCCCAUCACCGGCUUACACUGGACCAAAUGGAAAAACUGCUCUGCAUGCUGCGGCUUCAUAUAAUCAGAAACAAAUCUCAGAAAAUUUGUUGGCAAAAUAUCCUACUGUAAUAAUGGAAGUAGAUGAUUGUGGAUGGAGUGCUCUCCAUUAUGCUACACUAUGCGGAUCGAACGAAGUAGCAGAGAAACUAUUAAAGGCUGAUAAAUCAAUAGCAUACAUAGCUGCAGAAAAAGAUAAUGAUAAGACAGCUCUUCAUAUAGCAACUUGUAGGGGAAAAGUAAAUGAAAUUGAAGAGAUUUUAGCAUAUUGUCCUGAUUGCUGGGAGAUGGUUACUGGAGAUGGCCAAAAUAUUCUACACCUUUCCGUGAAAUUUGAACAACGAGAAGCAUUUAAUUUUAUCAUGAAAAAAUCAUGGGUUGGCAACCUCAUUAACCAAAAAGAUGCAGAGGGAAACACACCCCUCCACGUAUAUGCUUCAACUCCCCUCUUCCGCGGCCGUGAUCUUGUAAACCAUCCACGAGCAGAGACGAAUGCUUUGAACAAGAAACAUAUGACGCCUCUUGAUGUGAUAAGGUUUUCCAAUGUUCAUUCAUUGGGAAAGCGUUCCGUUAUUAGGGAAUUAAAAGCAAAAGGUGCGAUUUCUCAAAAUAGUUUGCUAUUGAAGAAGGAAGGUUAUCUUGAAAAAAAAGAUGUGGCUCCUAUGGAUAUUAGAAAAGCAGCCAACACUCAUCUGCUAGUGGCUACUCUCAUAACAACAGUAGCAUUUGCUGCUGGAUUCACCAUUCCAGGUGGGUAUGACGGAAAUGAUGGCCCAAACGAAGGCCUGGCAAUUUUAUCAAGAAAAGCAGCUUUUAAAGCGUUCAUUAUAACAGAUUCAUUAGCUAUGGUUUGCUCUGCUUCGGCUGUUUUUCUCUACGUCAUUGGAGCAAUUUCCCAUAACAAGUUGCAGCGGGCGCUCUGGUAUUCGUCUGCUUCAGAGCUUGUUAUUGUUGCCAUGGGGGCGAUGGUAAUUGCUUUCAUGACCGGGUUGUACACGGUGUUAGAACAUUCUCGAGAACUUGCAAUCAUAGAAUGUGUCAUUUGCAGCUUCUGCCUUCCUUUUUUCUACUUGUUGAAAAAUAUACAUUUGAAAGACUUUCUAAAUGACUUGUAAGUUUAUGCAACUAUUCUGUUUUAUGCCUACUCUGUUGGACAUUGUUUAUA